Molecule: messenger RNA, 1110 nt
Organism: Cucumis sativus (cucumber)
Lineage: Eukaryota; Viridiplantae; Streptophyta; Magnoliopsida; Cucurbitales; Cucurbitaceae
Product: transcription termination factor MTEF1, chloroplastic
Exons: 1
Coding region: 200-1048 (282 amino acids)
Biological process (GO): regulation of DNA-templated transcription
Molecular function (GO): double-stranded DNA binding
Source: RefSeq, a predicted model, not a curated record
UAAAAAAAUCAUGAAAGUUCGUUUUCGACUUUUCAUGUCUCUUUUGGUUCUAAAACUAACAUUUUUUCAAAUCCCAAAUACCAAUAACGGCCUAUCUUUAAUAAUUCUCCUACUUUUUGUCACCUUUUUUCUUUUUUAUCGGUGGCGAUAAAAGCCGCACGGCAGCCAUUGGCUCUGAAACCUUGAGAAAAACCCAGCCAUGGCGGUCGGACCUCCGGUUCUCUCCCACUCAUUCCUCGCCCUCUAUUCUUUCUCUCACUUCACCACUCCCACUCCGACUACCAGAUCUCGCCAUCCUCAUCUUCAUCCUCCAUCCAUCAACUUCCGCACUUCACAUCACCAAAACAUCCGUUACCUCAAAUCCCUGAACGUCAUCGAUCCCCAAACCAGGUUUCACUCUCCCGACGCCGUCCACCAAAUCCUUACCACCGUCCAUUUCCUCAAAUCCAAGGGCUUCUCCGACUCCGAUUUCCCCAGACUCGCCUUCCUCUGCCCUAACCUCUUCACUUCAAACUUCGAUACCACCGACAUUGCCCCCGUUUUCCAAUUCCUCGCCACUGAUAUAUCCGCUUCCCUUCAAGAAUCGCGCGGAUUGAUCCUCCGAUGCCCUAAGAUUCUCUUCUCCGACGUCGAAUUGUGUCUCAAGCCGACGCACAGGUUUUUGAAGCAGUUAGGGAUCGAGAAUCUGAAAUCGCCGAGUAAUUUGAAUUCGCAUCUUCUGAACACUCGGGUGGAGAAGCUAAGAAGCAAAAUCAGAUUCUUCCAGGAGAUCGGAUUCUCGCACGAGGAGGCGUCAAAGGUUUGUGGGAGAAUGCCGGCGAUGUUCGGGUACAGUGUGAAGGAGAAUUUGAAGCCUAAGUACGAGUAUUUCGUGAAGGAGAUGGAGAGGGAUUUGGAGGAAUUGAAAGGGUUUCCUCAGUAUUUCGGGUUUAGUUUGGAAGGAAGAAUUAUGCCUAGACAUUUGCAUUUGAAACAAAGGGGCCUUCAUAUUCCUCUCAAUAGUAUGUUGUUGUGGAGUCACAAUAGGUUUUACUCUAAAUGGAAAUGAAAUGUAACGUUAUUUACAAUGAAGAUUUGUAAUAUAAUGUGUAUUUGUUAAUUUACGUAGAA